Galleria mellonella (greater wax moth) is the source of this 6356-nucleotide messenger RNA. RefSeq lists its product as uncharacterized. The coding region runs from base 480 to 2072 and encodes 530 amino acids. Gene Ontology annotation, biological process: regulation of transcription by RNA polymerase II; response to unfolded protein. Gene Ontology annotation, molecular function: RNA polymerase II transcription regulatory region sequence-specific DNA binding; DNA-binding transcription factor activity, RNA polymerase II-specific. The record is from RefSeq and is a predicted model, not a curated record. NCBI's taxonomy places the organism in Eukaryota, Metazoa, Arthropoda, Insecta, Lepidoptera, Pyralidae. Gene Ontology annotation, cellular component: nucleus. The transcript has 6 exons.
AAAAUCUUUGUUUACUUCUAUACUCGUAUCUUGACGAAGUGUUUUUGUUAUUGUGUGUGAAAAUAUUUUCAGUCUAUUUGCAAAUUAUAGCUUUUAAUACUUGAUCGCGUUUGAUAUUGAUAAUAUGCAAUAUUAUCUUGAAUUAUAUUCGCCUAAACAUGUGCUUUAUAAUGUUUGUCUAUAAAUUCGAUAUCGAAAGUCAUUGUGAAUAUUAAGUGCUUACAAAUUUUUAUUUUUAAUAGUGUUUUAUUUUGUUAUGUAAUCGAAGGAUAUGAAGUAUAAUAGUUCGACAUAUCUUUAAAAUAAUUAAAUGUGUCAAAAUAUUAUUGUUUUUGAAACAACAAGAAAUAAAUAAACAUUGUCAUUUUGUACGGGACACGUGGGUAUAAGUGAAUAAAUCAAUAGAAGUGUAAGACGCGUGCGCUAGUCUCUAUCAACGAGACGAUUAUACGCCAAGGUCACUCUACACAACACGUGCAAUGUCUGAUUCUAUUUACACACAUGACUUUCUUCUAGAGCCAGGAGUAGAGAUAAAACAGGAGUCUCCCUUUGAGCUCGGUCCCAUGUCUGCCUCUGUACCUAUACCUCAACGACGAACUGAGCUCGGAGACUUCAACUCCGAUCUAGAUCUGUGCUUGCAAGAUAAUCUAGCUGGUUCUUUUCACAAUGUACCUUCAAUGCAGUACAAUAAACUAGCAUAUGAAUCUGAAAACUGUAAAAUGGAAAUUUUAAACAAAAUGGAUGAUGAUGAUAUAUUUCAAGUAGACAAAGCAGAUUUAAUUCUAGGCCCAACAUUAGCUGAACUGAAUGCAAAUCCUGAUACUUUGUUGGAGGAUUUGAAUUUUGAUGAUUUACUGCUACCAGAAGAGAGUGGUUAUUGCAUACAAAUUGGAGGGGCCAUGAGUGGUUCUCGCCAUACACCAAACACUGUGGAGAUUUCAAACACAUUGGCAGCGGAGAGCCCUUGCAGCCCUUAUAGCAGAGCACAGCUUGCUUUUUCACCUUCAAGUCAGCACAGUUCGGCAUCAUCUAGUUUUGCACAACCAAUGAAUCAAUUGCCAGAAUUAUUGCUUCGUCUAGAUGGUUAUGGUGGUGAAAUAGCAUUGGGACAGUCAGUUCCAGCUUCCAGUAUAUUACCACCAUUUCCCAUUGCAGUGAAACCACAACAAACUCAACUUUCCUCAUCAGCACCAACACAUCUUACAAUGGAACAGAUCUGGCAACGUCGUGAACCUCGUAAGCACUUAUUAUCUACCAGCUCUCUGGCAGAAGCUGGCUCGGCAUCUUCCCUCUCUGGUGGUUUACUCAGUCCUGGUACAGAAGAUAUUUCACAAGAUGAAGAUGAAAGAGAUGUAGAGUCUGAUGAAGAUAGUGACAGAUAUGAGGAUCUAUCAUCUGAUGAAUCCAAUGAUGAGUGUUCAGAAAGUAAACAGGCCAGGAAUAAUGCAAAAAAGGAGAGAUUUUUCUGGCAAUACAAUGUGCAAGCAAAAGGACCUAAAGGGCAACGCCUCAUUUUACAGAAGAAAUCUGAAGAUCCACACAUUUUAAAUUCUGUCACAGACCCAGUGUUUAGUCCUAGCUGCAGUGUUAGAGGUAUAAAACACAGUGGAAAAGCACGGAAAGGAGAUGGAAAUGAUCUUACACCUAAUCCGAGGAAAUUAUAUCUUAUUGGCAAAGAACUGGAUAAUUUGGGUAAAGUUAUUAAUGACAUGAUUCCCGUUAGUGAGCUACCAUUUAAUAUCAGACCCAAAACAAGGAAAGAAAAAAAUAAACUAGCUUCCAGAGCUUGCAGGUUAAAGAAAAAAGCACAACAUGAAGCCAAUAAACUAAAACUCUACGGUUUGCAACAAGAACAUAGACGUCUUCUUAAUGGAAUUGCUCAGAUGAAACAAGUUCUAAACAACAGAGUAACUAAUCAAAAUCAGAACAAAAUUGAUUGGAAUAACCAUAUCAAAGGCAUUAUUAAUACCGCUACAGAGGUUAAGAUAGCUGGUAAAACAUCAGAAUUCGUCAACAAAAUAUUGGAUAAUGUUAAAGCUGGUCAUAGUAAUGGUGGAUUGAAUGAUUUAUAAGAGGUAAUGAUAAAUGGAUGUGAAUUAUUAAACGAAAGGCUGUUCUAUGUACCUCCAAAGUUAUUUAGAAAGAGAGUUUUAUGUCUAUCUUUAAAAGCUUAACUGUCCAAGACAAGUUAUUUUUAUAUGGUAUCAAGAAUAAAUUUAGUCAUUAGAAGCUUUAUAAGGCAACUAAGAAGAAUAUAAUAGUAUCUAGUUAUUUUUUGUUUUUAUUAUAUUGAAGUUAUACACAUAAUUGAUGUUGCUAUUACUUGGGCUAGUUUAUAAAUGUGUUGCCAUACUAAAUACAAAAAAAGGAAAUUUUAAUAUUUAAAAUAUUUUUUAACAAAUUCGACCUGUAUGGUUAUUUAUUCUAAAAUGAAAUAAAACCUAAUAACUCUUACAUUAAAUGAGAUGCUCACGAUUUUAUACCCCGAGCUAGUCAGAGGUAUUUAUGAAUUAUUGUAUAUUCAUGUUAUAUUUACAAGAUUUAUAUUUAUGUUAACAUCAAAUUUUAUUAACUCUAAAUAUUCAAUUAAUAUGACUUCAGACACUAAUCUUGAAUUGGGUAGUCAGAAGCAAUUUGUCAAUUGUUACUGUGGUUUUUCAAUAUUUAUAAAGCUCAAUUGAAGUUUUUCAAAUACGACUGGCACUUGCUUACAGAAAACUAAGAAAUAAAUUAGUGAAAGUAUUUUUUGAAUUAGAUAUACAUAAAAUACUAAAACAUUAUAUUUUUGUGGUGUCCCAUAAUUAUAAUUCUUUCUUUUGUUCAUUACUGAGGUGUAUCAGUAAAUUGAUAAUAAUAUUGUAGGUACUGUAUAUUCAAUGUGUCCACAACAUAGUACACCAUACAAGGAAAAUUAAAUUUGUGAUUACAAAGGAUUUUUAAUUGUUCACGUUUCCUUUGUAAAUAAAUAUUUAUUUCCAAAAAUUAUUUGUUCCCACUAUAGAUAUAUCAAUGGCUCUCCUACAUGUAUGUACCUAAACAGUUUUUUACAAUUAAUACGUCACAAUAUGGCAGUUGGUAUUUUUUGUUAAAUGUAUAAUUAUACAUAUGAAUAAUAGAUAUGUACACGCAAAAUGAGACAUUUUUUAAUAUGACAUGAUGCACGUAUCAUUAUAUUUUUUCGAUUAAAAAUAAUGAACUGUAAAAGUUUCGCAAAUAAUAAAGAAAUAAAAAUCUUUAUAAUUGUUAUUAUCAAGUUGGAUGUACUCAAGAAAGUGAUAUAAUAUUUUAAUUACCUGGUUACUGUUUUGUUUUGUUAAAAUAAAAUUUAUUGCUUAUUAUAUUUUAUUACAAUUAUAUUAUACAUUUUUUUUACUGUUAUACUGUUUUUUGUUUUUAAUUUAGUAUGUCAAAGACAGCGGUAAUGCAAAUUGCAUACUAGAACCAAAUCGUUAAGUUAACAAGAAGUUAAUCAAUAACUAUAACAUUCUGUUGCUAAAUAUAGAAAGGUUAAAGUUAAAGAGUAAAUUUCAAAGUAAUUAUAUGAUUAAAAAUUUACCGCAUUUACACAAAGUUUAAUUGGAACUUAAAUUAUAUAUACAUGUCUAUGAUACCUACAUUAAAAACAAAAUAUUAUUGUACUAUUAAAAACGAAAUAUUAUUGUUUAUUUACAAAAUAUUUUUUUUUUUAAUAUUAACACUCCACUAGAUAACUAACGAUUCUAAGAGUUGAUAAAAGCGGCAUAAUAUAUUAUGUAUUUCUUUUAACUGUGAUAAUUACCUGCAAUUAGAAACUUACAGACACCAAAUUUUCGUAUAAAUUAUUUGUAAUUUUUAUUACAAAAUAGAUAUUUUUUGAUAAUCGUGUGUUAAUUUUAUAAUUAUUAAAUAGGUACUGGACUUACAAAGUUCAGCCCGGCACACAUUCAGUACUAAUUGGCAGUUUUAGCUGAUAGUGUGUGACAUAUUUUAUUGUAGGUAUAAUGUUUAUAAACGGUACACAUGUGAUAUCUAUAUCACAGCCAAACGGUGUAAUUUGUAUUGUUAAUAUUUUUUUUAUUAUUUAAGCAUUGGACUUAAUCUAAGUAUUCUCACUAUGAUUAUAUUUUGUUAUUUUUAGUAGACGUAGGUAAUACGUAUGCAUGAUGUACUAUCAUGUAUAAGUAUUGUUGUAGUCAUCGGACAAAAAAAACUAAGGCGCAACUCGCAGUUAAAACGACUGUUUUUACAAUGAGUACCUUUGUUUAGCUGGAAUACAUUCCGGUGGAACAUUUAUACAUGUUUAACAAAAUGGCUAGAGCUUUCGUACUGGAGAGAAUUACAUAAUUUGGCUGUGACAUUCAUAUAAAUUGAUUAUGUAGAUACCACUAUGUAUGUAAAUAUAGGUAAGAUUAUAUGAAAUUAUAUUGUAAGUACAUAGUUUAAGAUGAAAUCAAAGAAUUAUAUAAAUCAUAAAUAUAAUAUUAUACAUGUAUAUAAAUUAAGUGUAUUAGAUGUUUAAAUAAAUAAUUGAAGAGUUAAGUAGUCAAAGGUUUUAACUAACAAAUAGCUCUAAAAUGCUCUUACGCGUUUUAACCACAUUUGUAAUGUAUAAAUUUACCUUAAAUGAUAGUUAAAAUUUUUACUAUAUUUUCUAACUUUUUAUACAACGAAUAUUUAUAGUUUUACAUAUCAUGAGGCCAUUUAUUAUCAACUAAAAUCUUUGUUUAAACAAUAAGAAUAUUUUUUUCAAUUUUGUCAGAUAACACCGUUGUCUUCUUAACCCUUCAAUUGCUGACUGCAAAUAAAUAAUUAUAUUAAGUUUUUAUUGUCAUAUAUAUAUGAGUAACAUUUUAAUCUGAAACUGUAGGAACAAUAGGAUAUAACUAGUAUUUGCUUUUUCCAAAGCUGGCUUAGUGUCAGUUCUCUUAAAAAUUUACAGCACAUUAGUAGCUAUCCUAAAAUGGGUAAGUGUUUAAUAGUACCUAUUCGAAAAAGUAACAUGCGCUUGGCUAUUUCCGUGUCUUUAAUGACAAUUAUUUAUCAAUAGGGAAGUUAGAUAUUUGCAAGUCUCCCUUAUUUAUGUUAUUGAUUUAUGAAGGUAUUUUAUUUAUUUACUUAAUUAUUUAAAAUCAAACAUUAAUGAAGAAUCUAAAUUAAUAGUUUAUAAUUUUGUUCUGUGUUGUGUUUUAUGAAAUGGAUAUAUUUUUAAGUUUAAAAAAAAAACAGAUCUAAAAAAUUAAAAUUCUAUUUUAAUUGUGAAGACCUUAAAUUGUACUAAAAUUUUUUUAAAAUUUCGAGAAAUAUAUAUAUUAGAGGAUCAUUUUAAAAUUUAUCUAAUACCUAUAUGUUUUUUUUUUAUUUCGAUAAAACAAUCUUUUAUUGUUGUCAUAGUUUUUUUUUAUUACAUCGUUUUUAUAUUGUUUAUUGAAAUGUAUGCCUAAACACGGAAAUAACGGAGAGUUAGGUUUUUUCGAUAUGUAUGUAAUUAAUAUUGUAGUAAUGCAAAAGUUGUAGCACUAGUUAAUCAUGAAUAAUACAAUCGGCAAUAAAGUCGAUAAACACUUAUAUUAAUUUCAUUAUACUAUUAUAACAAAUAAGUAUCAAAUUUUCCUGGAACAUAUUCAGCUUUUGUUAUUAGACUAGGUAGUUAGACUACUCUAAAACUAAUACACUCAUAUCAUCCAUUAGAAAUAUUUUCUAUCAAAUAAAUAUUAACAUACGGCAUUUUAUUACGGUAUAGAUAUUGUGAUUACCUUCAUAAUGUAUUUUACUGUUUUUGUUUGAUUAGUUAUAUAAGGGCUUGUUACAUAUUUAGAUAUGACAGUCUCAGUGUUUUACUAAUAAAAUCGUAUAUUCAACAAAUGCUUAUUAUAGCAAUUUUAUUUAAUGUGUUCACGAUGUUAUAGUUUUUAUCUCACAUCUUAAAAGCUGCAACAUAAUUAUAUUAGAACAUAAAUGUAAUUAAAAAAAAAUAUUUUAUUACACACCUGUUCAUAAUUUCAAAUUUUGUUUUUAUGCCAAGUGUAUUAAAUUCUGACGUUUACCCCGCGCCAUUACUAAAAGGAAUUUUGCUAUUGCAUGCUCAGUGCAUGAGCCUCAACUCGACCGAGAUUAAAAAUCGGCUUAUUUUCUAGUUGAUCCCAAGUAGUCUUUUUUAAUAAUACAUAUAGAAAUAACUUUAAAAUUUAAUAUAACUGAUACUGCAGAUAUGAAAUCGAUUCAUAAUAAAAACUAGUUUUGGUAGCUUUAGGAACAUUGAAGAGGAGACUGGGUCACGACUAGGCUGUCAUAUCUGCUACGUAGCUAUUUGAAUGUUUAACUAUAGGUAUUAUAGGUUACUGAUUACAAUAAAUAACGUGUAUGUAAUGAUAUUAUAG